Homalodisca vitripennis (glassy-winged sharpshooter) is the source of this 6184-nucleotide messenger RNA. RefSeq lists its product as uncharacterized. Bases 1447 to 1872 code for a protein of 141 amino acids. The transcript is spliced from 2 exons. The record is from RefSeq and is a predicted model, not a curated record. NCBI's taxonomy places the organism in Eukaryota, Metazoa, Arthropoda, Insecta, Hemiptera, Cicadellidae.
AAUUGACAAAAGAAGAAUAUAGAAGAAACACUUUCUUUAUUACAAAGACAAUUUACCACCUAAUACUUGGAAGAGGCACGUUCUUUGUACAUAACAUCUUGAAACUUCUUAUUGUAUAAACAUUAUUUUGCACAACAAUUGAUCCAAUCAAACUUGUAGAGUCAAGUCAGAUUUAAUUUAUGGUUCAAGAGUACAGAAUCUCAAAUUCUAUUUUUUUUGGAGAUAAUCAAAGGAAAAAGGAAUAGGAAUAAUAUUGCAAUACAAAACAAAUACAGAUGCAAAAUUGACCAUUGAAUAUUCUUUCUACAUCAAUGAUGGAUGGUUGGGCAACACUAUUGACAAGUAGGUUAUCACACUUCCUAUACUUAACACCUUCAUUGCGACACUGGUCAUGUGACUCUAGGACAGACGGGAUAAUAGCAGCGACUGUCUGCCGCUAUUAAUGUGUUAACAGAACCAGUCUUUCCAUUACCUACUGAACUACUUUUUGAAAGAAAAAACCACACUAAAGGUAUACCUUUUUAAACAGAGUACCAUUACUAAUGUUCUUUUUUAAGAACUACUGACAGCAAUUAAAUAUUUGGUAACAACAAGCAAUCGUCACUUCCUCUAAUGUAGUUGGCAUUGUAUUUUGUGUUUUCCAUGUUAGCAAUGAAUUUAUUUGGGAUGAAGGACAGUGAUGUCUAAUCAGACAACGUGUUUUAGAACAGAGCAACAAUAUCAAGGGUGAUAGGAACUCUUUUAAAUUUAUAUACGAAUUAGUGAAGUCUGAUGUUUACUCAAAUUUGAAACCUCCUCGGAUGAUGCUGUUGACCAAAGUUUGUGAUGUUGUAAAGCAUACCUCUAACACAUUUAAAGACCAUCUAGCUGGGAUUAUUUAUUUUGUAAAAAUCAAAUUUAGCUACUGAACCAUAGAAGUAUUUGCAACAGUUAGCCUAAUAUUGUUGGAUACAGACUCCUCAACCACAUUAAGUCCAAAUCUGGCUAUAUUUCUUUUCUCACUUAUAUUUUUAUCUGUAUUAGUCCCACUACCAAUCACCAUGAGGCAUUAUUUACUUUCUCCUUUUUAGAUUAGGUUUUCCUAGAGAUCUUUUGACUUUAAAAAAAGUGGAAAUAUGUUGAGAACCUGAAAUCUUAGACCAUAAUCUCACUCUUGGCAUCUACAUCCUCAGGCAGAGAGACUCAAUAGUGCCACAAAAAAAAAAAAAAAAAAAAAAAAAAAAUCAUCAGUUAAACAAUUUACUCUUUAAUAACCUCAAUAAAAUAAUACUUUUUGUCAUUGUAUGUCAUGUUUAAUUUUUCUUUCAUUAGUUAAUAUUUUCCCUCUUGAAUAUUUCAGUAUCCUUCUCAACAUGUGCAUAUAAUUUCAUAACACUGAUGUAUAAUACUACUAAUCUUUGAAUACUACAAAUGAAGAAGUGCUCAUAAGUUAUAAACUGUUUUUAUAUGUCAACAGCUGCAAUGUCCAGAAUAUACAUCUACGUGGUGGUGUCUCUGGCUAUUUCAAUACUGGUUCUGUUACUGGUCUUGGGCGCCUUUUUCAUCGUGUGGCUCAAGUUUAUCAGAACAAAAUAUCAUGAUCAAAAAAGUUCAAAGAAAAAAUUGGAAUCAAUAAAGGCAAUCUGUGUGAAUGACGUGGACGGACCGAAGAAGCUAAAGCUGCAGAUGCCAGUGGCUGUGCCAGUAACAGAUGUGAAGGACACACCACCAAGUGCCAUGACCACGAUGACACCUCUCAGCACUAGACAUCCUGUAGAGGAUGCCACACUUGAGUAUGCCUAUGACAACCCCACACUUACCCACUCACCCACCUUUGGUAAGAACACUCCUAACACCACACCGAACAACACCAGAACUGAAACUAGCUUUUAGCAUGCUAAGUGUACAGCAGUACUUAUGUUAAAAGAAUGAACAUGCAUAUAGCUUAAAGAUACAAGGGAUGUGUUUCAUCCUUUUCAAGUAACAGCUGUUGUUUUAUAUACUAUUAGUUAUUAUAAUUUAGUAGCAAGAAAGUUUUAAACCCAAAACCCCAUAUUACAUGAACUUACUUCUAUAAGUAUUUUAACCCGUUGCGAAUCAAGUUAUUUAUGCAAACAUGCCCCAGCAUGUAAAAAACGGUGCUAUGGCUGAAUACAUUGCUAUGCAUCAUCUGCAGUUCUCUAUAUAUUCAAUGGGUUAAAUGGUAUGAUUCAUUAGGUAUCUUAUAAUUAUGUUUAAAAUAAUUCCUUUGGAUGAACUUUAUUUACUGUUGUCAUAGUAUCACCCUGAUAAAAAAUUGGGUUGUAGCAAAUUUUCUCUGGCUGGCUGGUGAUUGUGAUGUUUUAGUUUAAGUCUAAUAUUUGUAAUUGAUCUAUUUAAACAUAUGAUGCCAUAGAUCUGAUAACUAUGUUUUACUUGGAAAGUUGUAUAAUUUUGCAAACUGAACUGGUGAUCUCAGUUAAAUUAACUCUGAAACAAAAAUCAAACGUUUGACACAUAAAUAUCUUUAGUAAUUUAAAUUAAAUUUAAGUUUCAUAGCAAAUUAUUUUUUACUUAGAGAUUGCACAGUCGUGGAAAAUAGCAUGAAGUAGCAAUAUUGAGAAAUACACUGUGAUUUUGUACUUUCAAUCUUAGAUUAAGAUGAAACUGUUGUUCUUAAUUUUAGUUGUAAUUGUAAACUACGCUUUGUAGAUUUAGCUCUUGGUAGUGGUAGCCCUUUGUUAAGACACUUUUAUUUAGACACAUUAAAUUAUCGGAUGGAAAUUAAAGCUAGUAGUCAGUAAUAACAAUUCUUUACCAAUAUUUGUUUUAUUUUUCAGACAAGGCCCUUCGAAACCAAAGAUUUCACCAUCAGGUGACUCCACAAAUAAGUAUUUGUACUUUGAAAGACCUCGUCCCAAAAAUAAUAUUUCAAAAGAAUUACUAAAUACUAGUUUAAAAUGAUUUCCAAUUGCUCAAAGAGUUUUAAAUAAAACACGGUAUGAAUGGACAGAAAACAUUGGAAAAAUCUUUCUCAAUACCACAGAAUACCAGAUUGUCAGUGACACUGCCCCCUAGGGGUGACUCCAGGACUGAGAUGAUAUUGCUGCUGUGCACACGUCUUGUACUGUAAUAUUGCAUCAUGAUGAAGUACUUUAAUUGGUAAAGGGCUGCCACUGCUGUUUGCAGUAUUAGCAACUUAAGCAAUUCCAUACAUUACAUUCCAAGGUUGUGCAUUUGUAAAUAGUUGUUAUAGUUAAGUUUUUAUUUACUUGUUGUGUAAUAAUUCUUGUAAUAUCAAAUUAAAUUUUCAUUGCUGCUAGUAUUAAUAUUUUAAAAUGUAAUUAAGUCGAAUGCUUAUUUUAAUAAUAUCAAGUUAUUUAACUUUGAUGCAUGUUUUAUAUGAAUGGAAAAAUGUAUAUAAUAUAUUUUAAUUAACAUACUCCUUUUGACAUGAAAGCUGGUGAUUAACUGGUCAAUAAGAGAAGUUUACUCUUUCUGUCUACUAAAGUUAAUUGAAAUGUGUAGCUUUAAUUAUUUUAUCAUAAAUAAUCAAACAAUAUUACAAUUUUUGGUGGAAUAUAUUGAAUAGAGUACGAUGAGCACCAAAAACUUACUGCUUAAAAAAGUGAAGAAGGGUACACUUUUGGUGAAGGCAGAUCUGCAUGUAGGUGCCAAUACACUUACUUUUUACUGUCUGCAGUAAUUUUAAUGAUAAAAGUAAUUAUUUGGUGCAUUCAAAUUAGAAUAUUAAUAAAGCAAUAUACAAAUUCACUGCAGUAGAUAGUACAAUCACCAUGAGAAAUAUUUACUUUAGUUUACUUUUAUACAGAAUGUUUAAACGAGAUAGCAUUUUCUGGAAUUACCGUCAAGAUAUAUUUAUAUACAGCAUACAUUUUUAGAAUUAACUCUCACUACCAGGUAACAAGCUGCUGUUCGCAGUUGUAUGACUAAAUUGUUCUAUCAGUUUAUACAUAUCCUAUUGAUAGUGUUAGUAAUAAGAUUUCAAAGACUGAAGAAUAUAUGUUUUUCAAAACCGUUAAUGUUAUGAAUUAUGUUUACAAAAGUUACACUUGUAAUAAGAACUUAAAAAUUCCGUUGUACUGUGAUUUGAAGCUUUGAAAGUUUUCCAUGUUUAAAAAAGUUCUGUGGUGGGAGUAUAUAACCUUUUAUUGUUUUUAGACAGCGAUUAUUUAUUUUUCUUUGUCCAAAAAAUUGGAUGUUGUUGCUUGCAACAAAACUUAGAAACAUACAUUAUUUGAUUCAAGUUUUGUAAUUUAUAUGCCAUUGUGUGCUGGUAACCUUAUGAACUGUCAGAUAACUCAUUUGUCAUGAUCUAGUAAUGCUAAUUUUAACUUUGACCUAAUUCAUAGAUUUUAAUUUGAGAUAAUAAAUUUAGUGGUGUGUAAUACAAUUUUACUCUUGUCACCAGUGUAAGAAAUAUCAUGAUAAUUUGAAAAUUGAUUUUUUUGAGAAGUAAUCGUUAAUGUUGCAUAGAGUCUGAAUGAUUUUCUGGGUUACUACCAAGUCCUACUUAUAUUCCGAGGAAGUAAACAAAUUUACCUCUUGACUGCCAUGUCUGUGUUAACAUGGGCGGUCUUACUUUUGCGUUUAACUGCCAUCCCAGUGUUAUUUUUAAAUACUACAAAUCCACAGAAGUGCUGUUUAAUUGCUACUCGCUCUGAUGGUCAACUAAGAAACUAUCAAAAAAGCACAGAUAAACUUUUACCUGGACAUUAGAAACAAUGUUAUUGUUUUCAAAUGUUUCAAUUACCUUUUCGAAGUUGCUACUGCAAGAUGUUUUAUUUUCUAUUUUGAUUAUUGUUCAAUCGGUAUGGCAAGAAUUAGUUGUAAUAAUGAUAAGGACGUUUUAUCAAUUUUAGAAUUGUCUGGAUGCGUUGUUGUGAGUUAGGCAUUCAGCAGUGUAACUUUUCUGAGAAUUAUGGCGAUCAGGAUGCGGACUCAGUUUAUCAACUAUGACCAGACAUGACGAAUCAGGAAAUUCUGAUGACAGUUUGGUAAAUGAAGAUACUGCUGAAGUUGAUCAUGGUGGGCGAGAAACACGCUACCUGUGCACUACUGUUUCAAAAAUCUUGUAUGUAUUCUCAUAUGAGAAUUUUAAUUUAAUAUACUCGUAAUUGAAAUAAAUAUCCUGUGUGCUUGCUUGUACUCGUAUUGCCUCAAAUGUUUGAAUUUUAUAUGUAAAGUUUCCACUAACAAUACAUUUUAGUAUUAGGAAAAAGUCCCCUGUAUAAGAAACAGUUGUUAUUGUACUUUGCAGACAUAUAUGCAUUGGUAUCAUGCACUCUCAGCACAAACCCAGCUAUCCUUGUCCUUAGAUUUGUCACUUUAAUUGGUCAAUUAUAAUUUGGACAAUUUUGCAUAGAAAAGAUAACCGAAUCAUGAGUAGCAAGGUCAAGUCUAGCUCAGUGUUUAGUUUCCUCAUGCCUACACACUGCCUGUCCAUCACUCAAGGCACUUGUCACCUUGAGAUGUCUACAAAAAGAAUAUUUUAAGUUUUCAAUUAUUCUAAGAAAUAAGUGUAGUUUGUAAUCAACUUAAAAGUAGAAUUUAUAUUAUUAUCAGGCCAUGGCUGUUUCAACGAAGUAAAAAUCAAAAUUAAUAUCUAUAAUUAAAAUAAAUGGUUGAACCAUCUGACUCAAACAAGUUUCGCUUUAAUUAUAAUAUUGUUAUCAUUUUGUAACAUUUGGAAAUAUAUCCAUCAUGUUGAAAUGUGUAUCUAACUUUCAAUACAUGAGUUCAUAGAGAUGCUUACUUCAGAUGGUAAUCAAUUUAUAUGAUUAAGUAUCAGUAUUUAAAACACCCACUAAUGUAGUGGAACAACAAUACAAAAAAUGUAAUAUUUGUUAUUGAUAAUAGUAUUAUAAACAUGUGAAAACUGCUCUAACAUGUAGGAAUACAUUACAUGUAUUUUUCUACAUUUCUUUCUUGAUUGAUAUAUAUACAAUAAAAUUAUGCUAUCUUCACAUGUGGCUUUAUGUACAGUAUAAUAUAAGUGUUGUUUUAUAUAAGAAAAUAUUUGUCCUUUAGUAUUAAGAAAUGAGCAAUAAUUUAUUCUGUAUACAAUUAAGUUUUGUGUAACAGUGCCUUGUCAGGAAAUCCGUCCAAUUGUUGUAUAAGUGUAUGUAAAUAAAAGUGACAAUAUGUUGCUAUGUGUAAUAUUACACUAUUUGUAUAAAAUGUGCAAUAAAUAAUUAUUACAUAA